UAUCAGUGUCCCCAGUGUCCGAGACGUUGGUGUUUUGUUUGGCGUGUUUUUCUCGGAUCGAGAUCUCUUUUUUCCAACGGAUGUGCGUGAUUCUCCAUUAUAAAGCUGUCCAAUCUCGGCGAAAAGGAGCGGAAGCGAGCCAGCAUGCCGGAGCCUGUGAAUCACCAGGUGAACGCCGCUCGUAAAACGUUCCAAACUCUCUAUCAAAUCUCGAAGCUGCUGAAUACGAAUCUCGACCCAACUACUCUGAGCAUCUGCAUCAGGCUUUGCGAGAACGGGGUGAAUCCGCAUGCCCUCGCUGGCGUGGUGAAAGAGCUCCAGCGCGAGGUCAAGGAGAUGAAUACUGACACGCAGCUGACAGAUGCAUCCAUUAACAAAACCAAUGCGACCAAGUAAACAUGAAAUAAACAUGACACUGCUGCUACCUUUCCUGCUACACUCUCCACAGAAUCUCCAUCUUUGCGUUCAAUAAAUACUCUCAAAUGUAUAUUAUAUAUAUAUAUAUAUAUAUAUAAAGUUACUUUAUUUAUAUGAUUUAUUAUGGUAAUAAACGCACAGUAUAAAUUUAA
This is a messenger RNA of Monomorium pharaonis (pharaoh ant), 569 nucleotides long. RefSeq names its product mitotic-spindle organizing protein 1. Gene Ontology annotation, biological process: microtubule nucleation by interphase microtubule organizing center; mitotic spindle assembly; gamma-tubulin complex localization. The record is from RefSeq and is a predicted model, not a curated record. Lineage: Eukaryota; Metazoa; Arthropoda; Insecta; Hymenoptera; Formicidae. Bases 145 to 396 code for a protein of 83 amino acids. The transcript is spliced from 2 exons. Gene Ontology annotation, cellular component: centrosome; interphase microtubule organizing center; spindle.